CCACUUUUCCUUCCGCUUUGCCGGUCUUCUGGCCCUGACGCCUCGCCAUCACCCGUGCGGAGGCGUUCACUAGCUGAGGGGAUGGCGACAGGGACGCCAGAUUCGCAAGCGCGAUUCGGUCAGUCCGUGAAGGGGCUUCUCACGGAGAAAGUGAACACCUGCGGUACUGACGUGAUCGCGCUCACUAAGCAGGUGCUGAAGGGCUCCCGGAGCUCCGAGCUGCUAGGUCAGGCAGCUCGAAACAUGGUACUACAGGAAGAUGCCAUCUUGCACUCGGAAGAUAGUUUAAGGAAAAUGGCAAUCAUAACAACCCAUCUUCAAUACCAGCAAGAAGCUAUUCAGAAGAAGUAAGUAAUCCCAAAGUGUUGAGCAGUCAUCGGAUCUACAGGAUCAGUUGAAUCAUCUGUUGAAAUAGAACCGUUUAUAAGAAGGCUUUGCCUGAUGCUGAGGAGGAAAUAUCUAACAAAACCAUUGUAAUGUGGGGUUGAUUUUCCAUUUUCUUCUCCAAAAGUUAAGUUAGAAAAGAUUUGUGAUGAUGUACAGUUUCUCCUGAAAAGCAGCUAGAUGGUUGAAUUUUGGAAGCAUUUCUUGAAUCAGACUAACCCAUGCGCAUAUUGAAGUUUUAAGUUGCUCUGUUUUUUCAAAGUUGCUCUAUUAGUUUGAUAUUAAAGCAAAGUUAAAAGAUGUCUUCGCUUUUCUCAUAGAACUUUAAUGUCAAAAGCCAUAUUGUCUAAAUGUGACUCUUAAGCAAAUACUGAGUAGUGUGUUACAUUCAGAAAUAGAGCUUCUAUUGUGAACAUGUAAGAAUAAUUAAUAUUAUUUUUAAAGAUAUUUUAUUUAAAUCAUA
This is a messenger RNA of Pteropus alecto (black flying fox), 847 nucleotides long. It is a transcript of the gene BORCS7, whose product is annotated as BLOC-1 related complex subunit 7. NCBI's taxonomy places the organism in Eukaryota, Metazoa, Chordata, Mammalia, Chiroptera, Pteropodidae. Bases 82 to 351 code for a protein of 89 amino acids. The record is from RefSeq and is a predicted model, not a curated record. The transcript is spliced from 5 exons. Gene Ontology annotation, cellular component: BORC complex.